ACAAUUUUUUUGAUAGACUUGACGUGAGCGGGCACGGUUGCUGUUGCCGUCGAGAUGUCGUCGAUUAAAUUAAAUUUAGUAUUGUGCAGUGUAAUAUUAAGUAUUUUGGUGUGCGUCAACACUCAGACCGUACAUAGACGUUUCGAAUACAAAUAUUCGUUCAAACCGCCGUAUUUAGCGCAAAAAGAUGGAUCAGUUCCGUUCUGGGAGUACGGAGGCAAUGCGAUAGCGUCAGGCGAGAGCGUCCGCCUCGCUCCGUCGCUGCGGAGCCAGAAGGGCGCCAUCUGGAGCAAGCAGGGUAUCAACUUCGACUGGUGGGAGGUCGACAUCAUGUUCAAGGUCACCGGUAGAGGGCGGAUAGGAGCUGACGGGCUGGCCUUCUGGUACACGUCUCAGCGCGGCGACUACACUGGUGAGGUGUUCGGCUCCUCUGACCGCUGGAACGGGCUCGCCGUCAUCUUCGACUCGUUCGAUAACGACAACAAGCACAACAACCCCUACAUCAUGGCGGUCCUAAAUGAUGGCACCAAGGUCUUCGAUCAUAAGAGUGAUGGGUCCCAGCAGCUGCUGUCGGGCUGCCUGCGCGACUUCCGCAACAAGCCGUUCCCGACGCGCGCCCGCAUCGAGUACUACCUCAACACACUCACUGUGUACUUCCACAACGGCAUGACGAACAACGAGGCGGACUACGAGCUGUGCUUCCGCGCGGAGAACGUGGUCCUGCCGCGCGGCGGGCUGCUGGGGCUGUCGGCGGCCACGGGCGGGCUCGCCGACGACCACGACGUCAUCCACCUGCUCACCACCUCGCUGCACACGCAGCAGCAGCAGCAGCCCGGUGGCCAGCAAAUGAGUGUAGAUGAACAGCAGAAACUCUCACAAGAGUACCAGGAGUACCAGAAGAAGCUGGAACAGCAGAAGGAAGACUACAGGAAGGAGCAUCCUGAUGAGGUGCGAGACAAGGACGGCGAGUUCGACGACUGGUUCGAGUCUGACGGACAGCGCGAGCUGAGACAGAUCUUCCAAGGACAGACUCAGAUACACGAUAUACUGAGGGAUCUCAACAAGAAGGUCGAUGAAGUGAUAGGCAAGCAGAUGAACUCCCUGUCCAUGCUGACGGCCGUGUACAGCCAGGCGCAGGGCCAGCCCGCGCAGCCCGCGCAGCCCGGCCUGCCGCCCGCGCAGAUGCCGUCUCUGCCCAUCGGGCGCCACGACUGGGACGCGCUCGUGGCCAACAACCAGAUCAUGAUCAACACCAUCGCUGAACUCAAAGGGUUCAUAAUCGAGGUGUCCCGCAAGACGGACGCGGGCGCGGGCGGCGCGCCCAGCGCGCAGUUCCUGGCCGAGGUCCGCGACAACCUGCACCAGGUCAAGGCCACCGUCACCGGAGUGGCGCAGAGACUAGCGGCCGGCAGUCCGCAGGUGGUCAGUUCCCCGUCGUGCCCGGAGAUAUCCUGCGUCAGCUUCACAGGCCUGCUGCUCGUGAUCGCAGUACAACUGGCGCUCAUGCUGCUAUACGCCAUGUACAAAGAAAGGAAAGAGGCGCAAGCGAAGAAGUUCUUCUAAGUACUUAUAGGGGUCGCUAGCUCACUAGUUCCAUACUACUGCCGCUCGCCGAUAGAUGGCGCUGUUUAACAUAUCCCGUUCACAACUCCGUUCUUCUCGCCCAACUUAUGUCAUUGGAGUUGAAUUGAAGCGUAUAAGACACAGUAUUUGGUAUACAAUAAUGUAAUGAAAAGAAAAAUGCCAUUCAUAAUAUAAUUAUGUGAACGGUCAGUGACAUAGUAUUAGACGAUUCAUUUAGAAAUACACGGAAAAGGCUAUUUGUUAUACCGAGACUAUCGAACAGCAAUUCAUUUUGAUAUAUAAGAAGAUAGCUACAAGUCUUAGGGCCGAUUUUUCAAUCGCCAGAUAACUUUUAUUCGAUGAAUAUAUUUGACGCUUUGACAGCUUUUGUAUAGAAAAUUUGUCAAACGGCCAUAUUUAUUCCUCAGAUAAAAGUUAUCUGACGAUUGAAAAAUCGGCCCUAAAAGGUGUGGUAACAUUGAAAGCGAGUGUUAAGAAUUAACCGACUUGAAAAAAGGUAGUUCUCAAUUCCUCGAUAUAUUUCUUAUAGUUAACCUAAAAUUAUAUUUGAUUCUACAAGA
Molecule: messenger RNA, 2144 nt
Organism: Trichoplusia ni (cabbage looper)
Lineage: Eukaryota; Metazoa; Arthropoda; Insecta; Lepidoptera; Noctuidae
Gene: ergic53
Product: protein ERGIC-53
Exons: 12
Coding region: 55-1563 (502 amino acids)
Biological process (GO): endoplasmic reticulum to Golgi vesicle-mediated transport; Golgi organization; endoplasmic reticulum organization
Cellular component (GO): endoplasmic reticulum-Golgi intermediate compartment; COPII-coated ER to Golgi transport vesicle; endoplasmic reticulum membrane
Molecular function (GO): D-mannose binding
Source: RefSeq, a predicted model, not a curated record